GAACAGGGGCAAAGAACAAAAAACACAAGGCAGUAAAAGUAAGGGGGCGAGAAAGGGAGGGAAGGUAAGGGAGUGUAAAGAGUUGUAUGCAGUGAGACUGGGAGCUGCCAGGAUGUAAAGUUUGAGGAGUGUUGAGGGAGAGUUUUUAGUUUGGGAAAUGGAAGUCAGCAGCAUGUCUGCCCGCUGUCCGCUCCUGCUCACUCUCCUGCUGCACAUCCCCAUGAUGAACUGCUUGAGCCUCCACCUUUCCCAGGGAGAGGACGCGGGCCCCGGGACAGAGCUGCCUCUGGCGAACCUGUCGCUGGGAGCGGCCGCCUGGCUGUACCGGCUGGACCGUUCACUGACCCCCGGGCCGCUCAGCAGGUGCCUGGAGCUGGGCAGCCGGAGUGGGGAGCUGAGGCAGACCGAGCCGCUGGACUGCUCGCUGCUGCCCGCUAACCCGCUCCCGGUGUACCUCCGGUACCGGGCGGCCGGGCCAGCGGGGCUGCUGACCGUCAGGGCCCGCCUGCCCGUCUAUGUCCACGGGGAGGACUGUUACAUCAAGUACCGGCGGAAAAGUCCGGGCGCCGAGCUCUCGGUCUCGGUGUUACUGGGUCCGGGGGAUGACCCAAGCCCGUGCCUCGCUGCCGGGCAGCUGCUGCUCAAUGUCUGGGAUGUGGUGCCCGCUCCCCUCCGGCCUCUCUCCCCGCUCUGCACCAGCCUCAACUCCAGCCGCCUGCUGCUGCUGCCGCCUCUCCGCUCCGGCCAGCUCCUGGCCUCCGGGGAUUACUGCCUGGGCAGCGGAGCCGGGCCUGCCGCCGAGCUGCACUGCUCUCGGAGCCCGGCUUCCAGCCCGCAGCCUGAGCCCGAGUCCGAGCCCCAGCCCCUCCUGAUCCGGGUGAGGGUGGUCGCUCUCCGGCCGCACGCCCACAGGACUCGGCCUCUCGUCCGCCGCAAGAGGAGCACCAACCGCAGCCCCCAGUUCCAGCUGCCCAGCUACCAGGUCUCGGUGCCCGAGAACGAGCCGGCCGACACUCGGGUCAUCGUCCUCAGCGCCCACGAUCUCGAUGAAGGGGAGUCCGGACGCCUGGAGUACACCAUGGAGUCGCUGUUUGACAGCAGAUCCAGUGACUACUUCCACAUUGAUCCUGACACUGGAGCAGUUACCACUACACAGCAACUCGACCGGGAGACCAAGGACACCCACGUGUUUAAAAUUACUGCUUAUGAUAAUGGAACACCUCGUCGAAUGGCUGCUGCCACCCUUACUGUGACUGUCAGUGACACUAAUGACCACGCACCACUCUUUGAACUAUCUGAGUACAGGGAAGUCAUUCGGGAGAAUGUGGAGGUGGGCUAUGAGGUGCUGACCAUUCGAGCAACAGAUAGUGAUGCACCCUCCAAUGCCAAUAUGCUGUACCGUAUUGUCAACAAUAAUGGAAAUAAUUCUGUCUUUGAGAUUGACAGCAAAUCUGGGAUUGUAAGGACCAGAGGAGUCAUAGACCGUGAAGUUGUAUCUGAAUACCACGUAAUAGUGGAGGCAAAUGAUCAAGGAAAAGACCCUGGUCCUCUUAGUGCCACAGCAACUGUUUAUAUAACUGUGGAGGAUGAGAAUGACAACUUCCCUCAAUUCAGUGAAAAGCGGUACAUUGUCCAAGUGCCUGAAGACGUUUCUGUAAAUACUAAAAUCCUGCAGGUCAAAGCUACUGAUCGCGAUAAAGGGAACAAUGCUGUAAUUCACUACAGCAUAGUGAGUGGAAAUAUAAAAGGCCAGUUCUACAUUGAUUCUGUAAAUGGCAACAUUGAUAUCAUCAACCCAUUGGAUUAUGAGACAACCAGAGAAUACACUCUUCGAAUUAAAGCCCAAGAUGGUGGAAGGCCACCUUUAAUCAAUGGUACUGGUUUGGUCAUGAUACAAGUGAUUGAUGUGAAUGACAAUGCUCCAAUAUUUGUAAGUACACCUUUUCAGGCCACAGUAUUGGAGAAUGUGGCGAUUGGGUAUUCUGUCAUUCACAUCCAGGCUAUUGAUGCUGACUCUGGCAACAAUGCUCGUUUGGAAUAUAGAUUGGUAGAUACUCCUCCAGAUUUCCCACUCGUUAUAGGUAACAAUACAGGAUGGAUUACAGUUGCAAAGGAAUUGGACAGAGAGAUAACUGAAUUUUACACUUUUUCUGUAGAAGCUAGAGAUAAUGGAAUUCCAUCCAUGACCUCCUCAGCUGGUAUCAGCAUUACUGUGUUGGAUGUAAAUGACAACAAUCCUACCUUUACUGAGAGGGUUUAUUAUCUAAGAUUGAAUGAAGAUGCCCCUGUGGGGAGCAGUGUGUUGACUGUUACAGCGAUUGAUAAGGACGUUAACAGUGUGGUUACAUACCAGAUAUCAAGUGGCAACACAAGAAAUCGAUUUUCAAUAACUAGCCAAAGUGGUGGUGGACUAAUCACUUUAGCUUUGCCCCUAGAUUACAAGCAGGAAAGGCAAUAUGUUCUUACGGUUACAGCAUCUGAUGGAACUCGGUUGGACACAGUCCAGGUCUAUAUCAAUGUCACUGAUGCAAACACACACAGACCAGUAUUCCAGAGCUCACAUUAUACACUCAGCAUCAAUGAGGACAAGCCAGUUGGCACGACAGUGGUGAUUAUUAGUGCAUCUGAUGAAGAUACAGGGGAGAAUGCCAGGAUAACUUAUAUCAUGGAAGACAACUUUCCCCAGUUUAAAAUUAACCCUGACACUGGAACCAUAACGACACAAAUGGAGCUGGACUAUGAAGAUCAGGCAUCAUACACAUUGGCAAUAACAGCAAGAGACAAUGGAAUUCCACAGAAAUCUGAUACGACCUAUGUUGAAAUCCUGGUUAAUGAUGCUAAUGAUAACAUCCCUCAAUUUGUGCGAGAUUUGUACCAGGGCACAGUAUAUGAGGAUGUCCCUUUGUCGAAUAGUGUCCUACAGAUUUCAGCAACGGAUCGGGAUUCUGGCCUUAAUGGAAGAGUGUUUUAUACAUUCCAUGGUGGUGAUGAUGGAGAUGGGGAUUUCUACAUAGAGCCCUCAUCAGGAAUUAUUCGAACUGGCAGAAAGUUAGAUAGAGAAAAUGUGCCAGUCUAUAACUUGAGAGCCUUCGCUGUAGAUAAAGGUAACCCACCACUUAAGGCAUCUGUGAAUGUCCAAAUCACCGUGCUUGAUGUAAAUGACAAUGCUCCUGCUUUUGAAAAGGAUGAGUUUGAUAUUUACAUAGAAGAAAACAGUCCUGUCGGCUCAUCAGUGGCCAGGAUCACAGCGACCGAUCCUGAUGAGGGAACAAAUGCACAAAUCAUGUACCAGAUUGUGGAAGGAAACAUCCCUGAGGUGUUCCAAUUAGAUAUGUUUACUGGGGAUCUCAUUGCCCUUACAGAUUUGGAUUAUGAAACCAAAACUGAAUAUAUAAUUGUGGUCCAGGCCACUUCAGCACCUCUGGUCAAUCGAGCCACAAUACACAUUCGCCUUGUGGAUAAAAAUGACAAUGCUCCAGUGCUUAGGAAUUUUGAGAUCAUUUUUAACAACUACGUGACAAACAAAUCAAACAGCUUUCCUUCUGGCGUGAUAGGGAAGAUUCCAGCAUAUGAUCCAGAUGUAUCAGAUCAUCUUUUUUACACUUUUAUAGAGGGCAAUGAGCUUAAUCUUUUGAUUUUGGACCAAAACACUGGACAACUUAAAUUAAGCCAAGACUUGGACAAUAACAGACCUUUGGAAGCAAACUUGAAAAUCUCUGUCACAGAUGGUCUUCACAUCAUUACUGCACUAUGUACAUUGAGAGUGACCAUCAUCACAGAAGACAUGCUAACAAACAGCAUUACUGUGCGUUUGGAGAAUAUGUCCCAGGAUAAGUUUCUGUCUCCACUGCUGUCGCUCUUUGUGGAAGGAGUCGCUGCUGUGUUGUCCACAACCAAAGAUGACAUUUUUAUUUUUAAUAUUCAAAAUGACACUGAUGUUAGUACAAACAUUCUGAAUGUGAGUUUCUCUGCAUUGCUGCCAGGUGGAGUAAGAAAUCAAUACUACCCUUCAGAGGAUCUGCAGGAACAAAUUUACCUCAACAGGACGUUGUUGACCACCAUCUCCACUCAGAGAGUCCUUCCCUUUGAUGACAAUAUCUGCCUGAGAGAGCCCUGUGAAAAUUACAUGAAAUGUGUCUCUGUGCUGAAGUUUGACAGUUCAGCUCCUUUUAUUUCGUCCGACACUGUCUUAUUCCGACCCAUUCAUCCCAUCAAUGGACUGCGUUGCAGGUGUCCUCCUGGAUUUACUGGAGAUUAUUGUGAAACAGAGAUUGACCUUUGUUAUUCAAAUCCAUGUGGUAGCCAUGGUCUCUGCCGAAGCAGGGAGGGAGGCUAUAACUGUGAAUGUCGUGAAGACUAUACAGGUGAACACUGUGAAGUGAGCAGUAGGUCAGGCCGCUGUGCACCUGGAGUCUGCAAGAAUGGAGGGACCUGUAUUAAUCUGCUUGUUGGCGGCUUCAGAUGUGAAUGCCCAUCUGGCGAGUAUGAGAGGCCAUACUGUGAAAUGACGACACGUAGCUUUCCUCCACAAUCCUUUGUGACUUUCAAGGGUCUACGGCAGCGUUUCCAUUUCACCGUCUCCCUCAUGUUUGCAACACAGGAGAGAAAUGCCUUGCUUCUUUAUAAUGGCCGUUUUAAUGAAAAACAUGAUUUCAUUGCUCUGGAGAUCAUUGAAGAACAAAUCCAACUGACUUUCUCAGCAGGAGAGUCUACGACCACAGUGGCACCCUUCAUCCCAGGGGGAGUAAGUGAUGGAGAAUGGCACUCCGUUCAAGUACAGUACUACAAUAAGCCAAAUAUUGGCAGAUUAGGUAUUCCUCAUGGGCCAUCGGGAGAGAAAGUUGCAGUAGUUACUGUUGAUGAUUGUGAUACUGCAGUAUCUGUGCGAUUUGGAAAUCGUAUUGGAAACUAUUCAUGUGCUGCUCAGGGAACACAGACUGGAUCAAAGAAGUCUUUGGAUUUGACAGGUCCUUUACUGCUUGGUGGUGUCCCCAAUCUGCCUGAAGAUUUUCCCGUGCGCAAUCGGGAAUUUGUGGGAUGUAUGAGAUAUUUGACCAUUGACAGCAAGCAACUUGACAUGGCUAGUUUCAUAGCCAAUAACGGCACACUUGCAGGAUGUGCUGCUAAAAAGAACUUCUGUGAUGUAAAUGUAUGUCAAAAUGGCGGGCAUUGUGUGAACAAGUGGAAUACAUACAGCUGUGAAUGUCCUGUCAGAUUUGGUGGCAAGAACUGUGAGCAAGUAAUGCCCAAUUCCCAGCGUUUCAAGGGCACCAGUCAAAUCAGAUGGGAUGACCUGGAUAUCACUAUCUCUGUGCCAUGGUACAUUGGACUAAUGUUCCGCACGAGAAAGUCAAAUGGAUUCCUUGUGCAGGCAAAUGCUGGGACUUACUCCAAAAUUAACAUUCAGAUAAUUGAUAGUAACUUAGAAUUUGAAGUACAUAACAAACAUGGAUUAAAAGCCAAACUGCGAAUGACUCGGACACGGGUCAGUGAUGGAAACUGGCACCAUUUACUGGUUGAGAUAAAAAGUAUGAAAGAUGGCAAGGACAUCAAGUACCUGGCUGUCCUGUCUUUGGAUUAUGGAAUGUACCAGGACAGUGUUGAAAUUGGCAAUGAAUUACCAGGAUUAAAAUUGAGAAACAUCUAUGUUGGGCACCUCCCUGAAGAUGGUAUUCCGAAGCAGCAAGGAUUCCAUGGCUGUAUGCAGGGCCUGCGGAUGGGUGACACUUCAACAAACAUAGCCACCUUGAACAUGGAUCGGGCUGAAAAACUUCACGUAGAGAGUGGUUGUGAUGUUCCAGAUCCAUGUGAUUCUAUUCCCUGCCCCAGGCGUAGCUACUGCCUUGAUGAGUGGGACAGCUACUCCUGUAUCUGUGAACCAGGGUACUUUGGGAAAAAUUGUAUGGAUGUCUGCAGAUUGAAUCCAUGUGAACACAUCUCCAGUUGUGUCCAUGAUCCAAACUCCUCACAAGGCUACACUUGCAAUUGUGGAGAAAACUACUAUGGCCAAUACUGUGAAAACAAAAUUGACCUGCCGUGUCCAAGGGGAAGGUGGGGGAAUCCCAUGUGUGGUCCUUGUAACUGUGAUACCAACAAAGGCUUCAACCCUGACUGUAACAAAACCACAGGUGAAUGCCGGUGCAAGGACAACCAUUACCAGCCUCCAGGUAGCGACACUUGCUACCCAUGUGACUGUUUUCCAAUGGGUUCCCAAUCCCGUACCUGUGAUGUGGAAACAGGUCAAUGUUCCUGUAAGUCUGGUGUGAUUGGGCAACACUGUAAUCGCUGCGAUAACCCAUUUGCUGAAAUCACCAGUGAUGGCUGUGAAGUGAAAUAUAAUGUGUGUCCAAAAGCCUUUGAAGCGGGAAUUUGGUGGCCAAGGACAAAAUAUGGACGACCAGCAGCCAUGCCGUGCCCCAAAGGAUCAGUCGGAACUGCAAUUCGUCACUGCAAUGAAGAGAAAGGAUGGCUCCCUCCAGACCUUUUCAACUGUACUACACUCACCUUCAUUCAGCUCAAGUCCAUUAUGGAAAAACUGCAUCGCAAUGAAACCAAGAUGAAUACACGCAAUUCAAAGAAAAUUGCCAACAUGUUGCAGAAUGCCACAAAGCACACACCAACGUAUUAUGGGAAUGAUGUGAAGAUUGCUUAUGAGUUGAUAAAGAGGAUCCUUCAAUAUGAAGGAAACCAGCAGGACUUUGAACUUGCAGCAACCCAAGAUGUUGAGUUCAAUGAGAACAUUGUCAAAGCUGCCAGUGCUAUUUUAGACCCUCAGAACAAGGACCACUGGGAACAGAUCCAACGCACAGAAGGAGGAACUGCACAUCUGAUGAAACACUAUGAGGAAUAUGCACACACCAUAGCACGAAACCUGAGGAAAACCUACCUUCGGCCCUUCACCAUUGUCACUCCAAACAUGAUCAUUGCAGUCGAACUUUUUGACAUGGUGAACUUUCCUGGUGCCAGCAUGCCACAAUAUGAGAAGAUUCAUGAAAAAUUUCCCAAAGAUCUUGAAUCCAGUGUGUUUUUUCCAGAUGCUCUCCUCAAAAUUGAAGGUGACGCAGGGCUCGGCGACCAUCCUGAACACAGUGCCAAUGGGAAGGCAGAAGAUACGUUUUCAGAAAGGAACAAAAGGAAUGCAGAUGGCUCCCACCCGUAUGCAGUUGCUGUGGUGAUCAUUUACAGAUCACUGGGAUUGCUUUUGCCCGAGCGAUAUGAUCCUGAUCGAAGAAGUAUGAGAGUACCUAAUCGGCCAGUCAUAAACACACCCAUUGUAAGUGCUACAGUUUACACUAAUGACCACCCUUUGCCACAGCUGUUGGAGAGUCCGGUGACUCUAAAGUAUCGCUUGUUUGUAACAGAGGAAAGGACCAAGCCUGUCUGUGUAUUUUGGAAUCACACUCUUGCGAUUGGAGGCACAGGAGGGUGGUCUUCCAAAGGGUGUGAACUUGUCCUUCGGAAUGAGUCACACAUAAACUGCCAGUGCAAUCACAUGACUAGUUUUGCAGUGCUCAUGGACAUCUCCAAGCGGGAGCAUGGUGAGGUGCUCCCUUUGAAGAUCGUCACAUAUACCACUGUCGCAAUCUCCUUGUUUGCUUUGUUUGUGACUUUCCUGUUCCUCAUGCUGGUCAGAACACUACGUUCAAACCUCCAUAACAUUCACAAAAAUCUGGUGGCAGCUCUCUUCUUCUCUGAACUCGUCUUCCUCAUUGGAAUUAAUCAGACAGACAAUCCAUUUGUCUGCAGUGUGAUCGCCCUCUUACUGCAUUAUUUCUACCUGUGUACCUUUGCCUGGACAUUUGUGGAGGGUCUGCAUAUUUACCGCAUGCUGACUGACCUGAGGAAUGUGAACCAUGGACAAAUGCGAUUCUACUAUACCAUUGGAUGGGGGAUUCCUGCCAUUAUAACAGGUUUGGCUAUGGGAUUAGAUCCACAGGGGUAUGGGAACCCUGACUUCUGCUGGCUGUCUGUGCACGAUACCCUGAUCUGGAGUUUUGCUGGCCCUAUCUGUGUCGUAGUCAUUAUAAAUAUUGUCAUCUUCAUACUCGCUGCCAAAGCAUCUUGUGGACCUAGGCACAGGUCUUUUGAAAAGACUGGUAUCAUAUCUGGCCUAAGGACAGCCUUCCUUAUGCUGCUUCUCAUCAGUGCUACUUGGUUGCUGGGGUUGAUGGCAGUGAAUAAUGACACUAUGACUUUCCAUUAUCUAUUUGCCAUUUUCAGUUGCUUCCAGGGUCUCUUCAUUUUCUUCUGCCACUGUAUUUUCAAUGAGGAAGUUCGGAAAGGUCUGAAGAACAUAUUUACUGGAAAGAAGCAACAUGCAGAUGACACAGUAUUGACCAGAACCACAGUUUUAUCACGGUCUCUCAACUGUAACAAUACAUAUGUGGAUGAAGGGCGAAUGUAUCGCACUGCUAUUGGAGAAUCCACGGCCUCCAUGGACAGCACUGUCAGGUCAGCCAAGAGCCACAAUAGCUGCCUUGCUUCUAAACUCAGGGAAGAAGCUCAGAGAGUGAGCUUAUUAUCAAGUCAAGCUGAGGGUGGCCAAACAGAACCGGAUUCUUCAAUAUUCCACAAAAAAACAAAGAAACCUAAUGAGCCAGACUCUGACUCCGAUAGCGAGCUGUCACUGGAAGAUGAUCACAGUAGCUCCUAUGCUUCUAGCCAUUCAUCAGAAAGUGAAGAAGAGGAGUUUCAAAGGGACUCCAAAUGGAAACAAGGAGCACCUAAAAAUAAUGAAAAAAAUCCUAUACACAGUACACCAAAGGGUGAGGCCUUGCCCAAUCAUGUGAAGCGUUACUGGCCUGCAGAAUGUACAACAGCCAGUGACAGUGAGGACCACGGGACGCUGGAGAAACUGAAGGUGGAAACAAAAGUAAACGUUGAGCUUCACAGAGAAAAUAAAUCAAAUCACUGUAGUGAUAUUGCUAGAGGCGGUGAGGAUGAGGAAAAGCAAAGCACAUCUAUACCUCACCCAAGUUCCAAUCCACAGCCAGAGCAAAGAAAAGGUAUUCUUAAAAAUAAAGUCAUGUAUCCACCACCUUUGAAAGAGAAGAAUCGGAUAAAUCAAAUACACAAUGAACUUUCUAACUGUAAAGCAACAGCUUUAUCUUCACGAACUUCCUCAGUAGGGUCCAGUGAUGGGACCCGCACAGGCACAAGCAUAUUGAUAAAGCAGCCGAGCAGGCAACAAUCACAAGACCAGUUAAAUGGAGUGACGCCAAUACCCAUGAAUAUUAGAACAGGCACAAGCACAGUCCAUGGAGACACCUCUGAUUCAGAAGGAAGUAAUGAAACUUCAAUCUGACCCAUCAGGAGAUCAGAAGAAUGACUGAACCCACGAGGAUUCUCGCCAUUGGUGAUCCCUGUUCCGAUGUACCUCAGACCUCAUCACUGGUGUGUUGGUGUUGUCUACAAACCAGUGGCUGCAAAUGGGAAUUACGACCCAGGAAAUGCAGAUGGCCGUAUGAUUAUGGAGCUGGAAGAACAGAUAAAUGCGGCUUUCAAGGACAAAUAUUCAACAUGUGCCAAACUGUAGAACAGAUAGGUAACCACUGCACAGUACACUUGGGUUUGGACAAUUUUGAUAUAUGGAGGAAAUGGACAAAUCCCAAGGUAAACCUUGAAGUGCUUCCACUGCCUCACAUUCAAUCCUCUGGGUAGAAGUGCAGCCGGCCUGACCAAAAACCACUAUCCUUCUGCAAUGUGUCAUUGACAAAUGGUUGGUCUCUGUAUUGGCAGUGCCAGUAAAUCGGUUCGAACAAAAUAAGUCUCACACAUCAGUUGAACUGUUAGUCGCAUAAAAUUCAGGCUGUAAGUGUCCUUCCAUCUCAUCAUUUGCCUUUAUGGUGGGAGGGUAUAGUCUUAAAAUGAAUGCCUUUUGUACAACAAAAUUCUAAGAUGUAUAGCUGCUUUUAUAUAUUUUGUAAGUCAAAAUUUCUGAAGAACUCAUUUGUACAUGAUUAAUUUGUUUGAUUUUGUUAAUUUGAUUACAAGAGGU
This is a messenger RNA of Hemiscyllium ocellatum (epaulette shark), 9997 nucleotides long. RefSeq names its product cadherin EGF LAG seven-pass G-type receptor 1a (gene celsr1a). Gene Ontology annotation, molecular function: G protein-coupled receptor activity; calcium ion binding. Lineage: Eukaryota; Metazoa; Chordata; Chondrichthyes; Orectolobiformes; Hemiscylliidae. The transcript is spliced from 36 exons. Gene Ontology annotation, biological process: homophilic cell-cell adhesion; G protein-coupled receptor signaling pathway; cell surface receptor signaling pathway. The coding region runs from base 158 to 9304 and encodes 3048 amino acids. Gene Ontology annotation, cellular component: plasma membrane. The record is from RefSeq and is a predicted model, not a curated record.